Molecule: messenger RNA, 4343 nt
Organism: Jaculus jaculus (lesser Egyptian jerboa)
Lineage: Eukaryota; Metazoa; Chordata; Mammalia; Rodentia; Dipodidae
Gene: Il1rap
Product: interleukin 1 receptor accessory protein
Exons: 11
Coding region: 221-1933 (570 amino acids)
Biological process (GO): signal transduction
Molecular function (GO): interleukin-1 receptor binding; interleukin-1 receptor activity
Source: RefSeq, a predicted model, not a curated record
GCCACGAUCUCGCGGGCCAAUCGCGCGGUUCCGGAGGAGGAGUCCCGGAGGGGGAAAAAGAAAGUGCGGCGGAAAGUAAGAGGCUUCAUCGCGGGCAGACUGCCGGGAUCCGGGUCCCCGGGGCUUCGAGCUGUGACCAGGGGCGCGGACGGAGGCGGACACCUCGGCAACCGGUUCCGCCGCUUUCGCGAGGACCGCUCGCUCCGCUGGCGCGGGAAGGAUGGGACUUCUGUGGUGCCUAAUGAGCCUCUACUUCUAUGGGAUCCAGCUGAGUCAUGCUUCAGAACGUUGUGAUGACUGGGGACUAGACACCAUGAGGCAAAUCCAAGUGUUUGAAGAUGAGCCAGCUCGCAUCAAGUGCCCCCUGUUUGAACACUUCUUGAAGUAUAACUACAGCACAGCCCAUUCCUCUGGCCUCACCCUGAUCUGGUACUGGACCAGGCAGGACCGGGAUCUGGAGGAGCCAAUUAACUUCCGCCUCCCAGAGAACCGCAUCAGUAAGGAGAAAGACGUGCUUUGGUUCCGGCCCACCCUCCUCAACGACACAGGCAACUAUACCUGCAUGCUGAGAAACACAACGUAUUGCAGCAAAGUGGCAUUUCCCCUGGAGGUUGUUCAGAAAGACAACUGCUUCAUUUCCCCCAUGAAGCUGGCAGUGCACAAGCUCUAUAUAGAAUAUGGUAUUCACAAGAUCACUUGUCCAAAUGUAGAGGGAUAUUUUCCUUCCAGUGUCAAACCAGUCAUCACUUGGUAUAAGGAUUGCACAGAAAUAAAGGGUUUUCAUAAUGUGCUACCUGAGGGCAUUCACUUGAGCUUUUUCAUUCCCUUGGUUUCAAAUAAUGGAAAUUACACAUGUGUGAUUACAUAUCCAGAAAAUGGACGCCUGUUUAAUCUCACCAGGACUGUGAGUGUGAAGGUGGUAGGCUCUCCCAAUGAUGCUUUGCCUCCUCAGAUCUAUUCACCCAAUGAUCGUGUUAUCUAUGAGAAAGAACCAGGAGAGGAGCUAAUCAUCCCCUGUAAAGUCUAUUUUAGUUUCAUCAUGGACUCUCUCAAUGAGAUUUGGUGGACCAUUGAUGGGAAAAAGCCUGAUGAUACCACGAUUGACAUAACUAUAAAUGAAAGUGUAAGUUAUUCUAAAACAGAAGAUGAAACAAGGAUUCAGAUUUUGAACAUCAAGAAAGUCACCCCCGAGGAUCUCAGGCGCAACUUUGUCUGUCAUGCUAGAAAUGCCAGAGGGGAAGUUGAGCGAGCAGCCAAGGUGAAGCAGAAAGUCAUACCUCCCAGAUAUACAGUGGAACUGGCAUGCGGUUUUGGAGUCACCGUCUUUCUAGUGGUGAUUCUCAUCGUUGUUUAUCAUGUUUACUGGCUGGAGAUGGUCCUCUUUUAUCGGGCUCAUUUCGGAACAGAUGAAACGAUUCUUGAUGGAAAGGAAUAUGACAUUUACGUUUCCUAUGCACGAAAUGCUGAAGAAGAGGAAUUUGUGUUACUGACUCUACGUGGGGUUUUGGAGAAUGAAUUCGGAUACAAGCUGUGCAUCUUUGACCGGGACAGUCUGCCUGGGGGAAUUGUCACAGAUGAAACCUUGAGCUUCAUUCAGAAAAGCAGACGACUCCUGGUUGUCCUAAGCCCUAACUACGUGCUCCAGGGAACACAAGCCCUCUUGGAGCUCAAGGCUGGCCUAGAAAAUAUGGCCUCUCGGGGCAACAUCAACGUUAUUUUAGUGCAGUACAAAGCUGUGAAGGACAUGAAGGUGAAAGAGCUGAAGAGGGCUAAGACGGUGCUCACGGUCAUUAAAUGGAAAGGGGAAAAAUCCAAGUACCCACAGAGCAGGUUCUGGAAGCAGCUGCAGGUGGCCAUGCCAGUGAAGAAAAGUCCUAGACGAUCUAGCAGUGAUAAGCAGGGUCUCUCCUAUUCGUCCUUGAAAAAUGUAUGAAAGGGAAAGUGAAAAGAAUAAAAAUAAGGGUUGCUCAUGGAAGGAAGAGUCCCCCUUCCUUACCCUAGCAUGUGGCUUCCUAGACAGAAAAAAAAUUUUUUAAAAGCCUUGUCUAAGCAUUUUUGUGGGGGGAAAUUCAGGUGUCUGCACCACUGGCAGCUCUGUUUCUCAGGCAGUAUUGAGGUUUAUAGUGAGAUUGUCCACACAUUGUCACCAGUUUCCAAUGUCAUUAUGAUCCCUGUAAAGACACAUUUGAUGCAUCCUCCAUCCUGAUUCCUCUAUCUCAACUUUUUAAGAGCAGUUUUGCCAUGGACUUCAACAUCCAUUUAAGAUGUCUUAUCUGUGGACAGCAUUGUUAUGCAUUUCUCAGUAGAGUUUUCCCAUUGUUUUAGUUUUAGUCAUCCACUGAAAGAUAAUAGUAGCCUAAAUUCACUUCAGCUGAGUAUAAUUUGCUUUGUUGCUUAUUUCUCUUGAACAUAUCACCUUAGCAAGACAAAGUCACACUAAAGCUGUUCCUCAUGACUGGCUGAGAGGGCAUGUUGCCCUUGCUCCUUCACUACCCUUGCCCUCAUCUCAGGUAACUGAUAUCAUAUUUGUAAACUUGAAAAGAAUUCCAGCUUUUGUUAUAUUAACUUCCUUAUUUUCUACAGAUAGAUCCAUAUAUUUCACUCCAUUUCUGUUUCUACUUAUACUAAUCAUCCAGAACUUGUAGUUAUAAAGCCAACAAAACAGGGUUGGUAGGUGGCUUCAUACCAGGUUCAGUCUGAAAAGAAUCUUCUAUUGGUGCUAAUAUGGUGAGUGAGAAAACAACAAAAUGCUUUUAGAGUACUUUUGAUAUGUGAAAAGAGUACAGAAGAGGUUGUUUGACAAUUUGUCUCUUAAUCUCAUCCUUAAUAAUGUGAAAACUGGAAAGAGAUUUCUUCUCACUUGUUCACACCUCUUCAUGAUAAAGUGAGAGGUUAGAUGUAGUAAGAGUUGCUUUUAGCAUUAAUAUUCUAAAAGAAUCAAUACUUCCUGUAAUUUAUUCACAAGUAUAUGUAGAACCUGGUUCUAGAUGAAUCCCAUCUGAAAAAUUACUGUCAAUGAAGCUGAGUUUUGUUAGUUUGACGCAAAAUUUUAUUUUACUGUUUCUCAGAUUUGGAAGUGUGAAAACUAGGUACAACAUUUACAGAGUGAUUAAUAUCUGCAACAUAUAUAUGUCUGUGUCUUUGUGUGUGACAUCUGCUCUCUACACCCCUUUACAAGUAUACUCAUAUUAAAUACAUGCAUGUACAGUAAUAUUAACAUGUGCAUGAAUUAUUUAUAUGUCUAUACUUGGGAUUAUACACUAUGUAACAACACAAUUACACACACAUGCACACACAUACAUAUUUAAAUAAUCUUUGGUUCAAUUUUACUGACCAGUGAAACUCUUGUGCAGUUUUUAAGAUUAUGUUAAUACUAUAAUGCUUUUAUGUUGGUGCUGUUCCUACUUCAUUCAUGUUAUUUGUGAAUUUGCAACUCUACAAGUUGUAGUUCCCACUGCUGUUGCCUUCCACAAAUUGUGAUAAACCCCCACUCCUAUAGUUCACUUGGGUUGCAGUGGAAUCUCUUGUGCAUAGAGUUUCCAUGGUCACUGCUAAAUAGCCAGGAAUCUGAUAUUAAUUGGAUUUCUUACAGACACAAUUAGAAACUAAACUAUGCUAAUCCUGGUGCUCAGCUAUGUGGAUUCCUGAGUAAUAAAGGAAACAAGUAUAAGUGAGACUAAGUAUCCUGUAAAAUGUAAUUCACAAUUGGAAGAAGCCUUUAUUAUAGGACAAUUGUAAAAUUAUCUCCUACAUCUAAGUGUCCUUAAUCAGAAUUAAAGUCCAUAAUAAAUAAUUUCUCUAUAUGAGUUAUUAUUUUAAAUUGAAAACGUGGUCCCCUCUGAAUUCUUGACUAUAAAACUGUAUUAUGAAAUCAACUUUGGAUCAGAUAUUUCUAAUUUUAUUGAUAUUAUUGUUAUUUCAAAUCACUAUCAUCAGCAUUAACCUGUUAUUCACAAGAUAGGGGAGAGUUGACUCCACAUAAGCCUUGGAUGUCAGUUCUGGCAGGAGUUCUAAGUGAGCCUGGAACAGAUUUCUCACCAGCAAGCUGUUCUCUUUGCACUUUUUGAUUUUAUGCUCAUCCCAAAUGCUGUUGGGUGUCCCUUUGAGCUUUUCCUAUUUAUAGUCCUUUUUUAUACUGAACUUUUCCAAAUGUUAUAAUGUAAAGCAUAUCAAAUCUAAGUAAUAUAUCUCAUCCUAAGAGAACUUAAUUUCAUGAUUUUUUUCAUUUUACAGAAGAUACACAACAAAGAGCAUGUGAGCAAAAUGGGGAAACACAUUUGAUAUUUAGACAGAAAUGAAAGUAAUGUCUCUAAAAAAAAAACAAACUUGAUAAUUUUAUAUCU